Messenger RNA from Lotus japonicus, 1221 nucleotides. RefSeq lists its product as uncharacterized. The transcript is spliced from 3 exons. NCBI's taxonomy places the organism in Eukaryota, Viridiplantae, Streptophyta, Magnoliopsida, Fabales, Fabaceae. The record is from RefSeq and is a predicted model, not a curated record. Bases 239 to 778 code for a protein of 179 amino acids.
UAAUUCAUAGAGUCUUACCUCACCUUGGAUCUUCUCCUUCAAACCAUUAAAGAAGAUUCCCAUGACAAAAUCUUGAUCAAUUGUCCCCAAAGCCCCAACGUAUUUUUCAAACCCUUCAACAAACUGCUUCAUAGUUCCAGUUUGUUUGAAAGAAAGCAGCAAUUAAAAUGGAUUUUGAACCAUUGAAGGCUGGAAUUUGCGAAUAACAGCUAGCUUGAACCCUUCCCAAUUUGAAUUCAUGUUGCAUCUCUCCCACCACUGGUACCAACUCAAGGCUUUACCUUCUAAAGCCAUUACUGUCGCCUGCAUCUUCUCGUCUUCUGUCACUUCCUUCAACAAGAAUUACGUCUCCCUUCAAUUUUCCACCUCUGUGCGUCCUCCACUUGUGUAUUCUCCUCGAAAUUGGGCCUUCUCUCACGAAAUUGGCCAUAAUUGGCCACAAUUUCAGCAAUCUGGUCCUCAUGCUUUUUGGCGAGUGCUUAUUUCCUCGCGUUCCUGUUCCCAAUCUUUUGCGGUACGUGCCAUUCUUCUUGUCUUCAUACGCAACUUGCAAAUCUCGUGGUUUUUUAGGGUACUAGAUCGGUGCUCUGAUACCAGUGAUAACAUCAGGUGCUGGCAAGAGAGGCCUACAAUUGAAAUAGCUGGAAAGGUUGGGGCGAUUCUAAUCACUUUUUAUGAGAUUAAGGUAGUGACCCUUAGCAGGAACGGGCAUAGCACAACACUUGACUGCACCGCACAACGACUUGAACUUGUGAAUGUUACAAAUAGUAUCGAUUAGUCCACCGCGGUAUAGAGCUAACAAAUAGAGGGCGAAUGAGGACGAUAUUGCUGCGAAGCAAAGCAUGAGCAUAAUGGUGGGAUAGAAGUCAGGCUUAUUGGACGAAGAAGAAAGAGGGAGAGAAAAAUGUUGGUGGAGCAAGACAUGGAUUGCUCAGAUGAGGUACAAGUGCAUGUAGAAAUGAAACACGAUUUGGGGACAGAGGAUUUUAAUCCAAGUUGUGGUGGUUGAGUAAGUUUCAAAAUGACAUAAGAUUAUGCGGUUGCAUGAUGAUGCGUGGAUGAAGCAGAUAGGAUAGUGAUGGUGAAUUUGUAUAAUUCAUAUUGAUUUAAGAACAAAUUUAUCAUUUAGUUUUGCACCGGUGUCCUACAUUUUUUAAAAAGUAUCUUUCACCUUGUACAGAACAUUUAUUUUAUAGAUAUAUAUGACAAAUUUUGUGGCAC